Messenger RNA from Saccostrea echinata, 4422 nucleotides. RefSeq lists its product as uncharacterized. The record is from RefSeq and is a predicted model, not a curated record. The coding region runs from base 1 to 3372 and encodes 1123 amino acids. Gene Ontology annotation, cellular component: ciliary inversin compartment. The transcript is spliced from 10 exons. NCBI's taxonomy places the organism in Eukaryota, Metazoa, Mollusca, Bivalvia, Ostreida, Ostreidae. Gene Ontology annotation, biological process: protein localization to ciliary inversin compartment. Gene Ontology annotation, molecular function: protein binding.
AUGCAAUUUAUUGUGCUUGGCUUUGUCUUAGUAACAGCAAAUAUUAACCUCGUAAAGACAACAUGUACAGCUUCGGUUCCAACAAUUCGCUACGUAACUUCAUGUCCAAGUGAUGAAGUAUCAUGGAGAAAAGCCGAAUUAAGAAAGAACUGCGAAAGUUUAGCAGAUAUUCAGAAAUGUGAUGAUCCCUCUAGAUUUAAAUAUCAUUGUCUUGUGAACAACUAUCUGAAUGCAACUUUAGAGGUGUGCGCACCAAGCCGAUUUGUCACAGACCCAGCCUGCUACAAACUGAAGAAAAAUUAUGAUACAAUUGAAAAUUCCACUCAGUCAGCUGAAUACAGUACAGUGAAAGACUUUUCAACAACAACUUUUGUACAGAACAAACCGGAAACGAGGACCAUUUACGUUGCAGUAAUUACGCUGGGAGUUUUCUUAUUUAUAACUCUUUUCAUCGGUGUUUCUCUUGCUGUCUACAAAUUACGCAAAAGAUUCAUAUUCCACCAAAUAUCAAAGAACCCUUUAGAUGAUACAGAUGCAAUGCUCAAAUUGUUUAAUGAUGACGCAGAAGAAGCAAAGCGAAAAAUAUAUCGCAAAGAAGAAAUUGUUGAUGAAGAGAGGGAGUUGGAGGAGGAGGAAGAUGAUGUUGAAAACAAAUAUUACCAACUUGUUCCGAAAGAGAAAAGUGACUUCACAGAUGAAGAGGAAGUGUCUAUGGAUAAAAAUGCUACGGAGUUGCUGGUAUCUUCCAAUGAAGAAUCUACAAAGAGAUUUCUUGAGAAUGCCAUAUCUGCAGACAGUUUUUAUGAAGAGACAAAAGUAUACAAAAAAGUCGAAAAUGUACUCUUAACAAACAAUGUAGUCAUACUAACAGGACCUCCAGGAUUCGGAAAGACGCAAACAGCCAUCCACCUGAUGAUGCCUUUCAGGGAAGACUGGGUAAUUCGUAAAGUGGAAAAUUACGUUGAACUGAACUAUGUCGAAUGUGCAAAAAACACAAUCAUUUUCAUAGAUAACAUAUUUUACGGAAAAUCAAAUGAAUUCGCAAAAUGGAUGAAACCUCUUGAUAAGCUGAACACCAUUAUUAGAAGUAUGGAUAGAAAAAGAGCAAAAUUGGAAGACAACAGAGCUGGUGAAAUAAAUGGACAAACCACAGAAGGUGAAAUAAAAGAACAAAUCAAAGAAGGUGAAAUAAAAGAACAAAACAAAGAAAGUGAAAUAAAAGAACAAAACAAAGGAAGACGAAUAAAAGUCAUCAUUACAGCUAGAUCAGAUAAAAUUGAAGAGGCUUGUGAAUUAAUGAAGAAAAGGGCAAUAUUUAGGGAGGACUGUAUCGUAAAUCUGUCACAAUAUGAAUUGGAAAAUGAUGAGAAAAAAAGAAUUCUGAUGAAACAAUUCACAUUUGCACAUAGAGAAAAGGGCAUUGAACCUCCCGAUUUGAAAGAUCUUUUCUGGGAAGGAGUCGCAAAAUCUAAAGCACAUAUCGGUUUUCCUUUGUGUGCUCAUUUAUUUGCAUUUGAAGAGGCAUUUCGAAGAAAAGGAGAAGAUUUCUUUUCGUGGCCGACGCAGCUAGUUUUGACACAAAUUGAGGAUGUUGUUAAGAAUGACAAAACCAAUAGAGUAAAAACAUUGCUCCUUUUUUUACUUCUUCUUGAAAUACAUAAUAGAAAUAAAGAUCAGAAAUCAAAAUAUAAGCAAGACCUCAUCCAGAACGAAAAAGACUGUGCCGAUUUUCUAAAGAAGUCUUGUAGACUUGGUGAACAUUUCCAACCCCUUAACUUUAAAAAGUUACCUAAUGUAGCCGCGGAUUUAACUUGGUCUUUAUUACGCAAAACAGGAGAAAGUUCCUAUCAAUUCAUUCAUCAGAGCGUUUUUGAUGCAGUAGAAACGUACAUUUUUCGAUCGUUUCCAAAUAAAUCAAUUGCUCUUCUUCCACUGGAUGUUAUAGAGGGACAAACAAAUGACAAAGAAGGGCUAACUUGGAUGAAAGAUGAGCAUUUUAGAUAUUUGGCCAAAAGGUUUAUUGCCGAGGUUAAAUGUGGAAAGAGUUCGCAUAUCUGCAAAUGUGAUAUUUUGAAAAGGCCAGAAUUUAUUCAGUUUUUUUGUGACGCAAUCUUCACACUUGAUGACAGAGACCUUGUUGAUUUUUUCACUACAAAAAGUGUGGCAUCACCUCAACUUCCGAUUAUUUUCUGGCUGGGACGCAGUGAAUGUACACAAUUAUUAAAAACCCUAAUUCCAAUUAUGGAACAUAAAAAAAUCAAUGCCGUGGAUCAUAUUUAUUACUUUUUAUUUGGAGAAUGCACAAAAGGUGAAAGCCCAGAAUCAAUUGUUACCGAUAACAAAUGUAAAGAUUAUGUAAAAAAAAUUGUUUUGUCCUUUAAAGAUAAAACAAAGAAUACUAUUCUCCAUAUUCUGAUUCAAUCUAAGACAGUGGAAGACGAUUUUGCAACCAAAAUUCUCAAACAAUUGAUACAUGUAGAAGAAGACAAUAUAGAUAUCAAUGCCAAGAACAUAGACCGGAAAACUCCUCUGAUGCUUGCCGUAACUUGGCCCCUCAGUCGGAAGCAUGUUAUCGAAGAAUUAGUCAAAAAUGACUGUGAUGUUAAAUGUAAAGAUCGUAAAGAGAAUUCCGUCUUUCAUUACUGUGUCGAUGCAGAUACUGAUGACUUGACUUGCGCAAAUGUAAUAAAUACCCUUUUAAGCACCAAAAAAAAGUUACUCGUAGAUCUAUCUACAGACAACACAGAUGGGUUAACUCCUUUGAAUUUAGCUUGUAAAAACACUAGAAACAGCAGAAUUUUAAGUAUAUGCAGCCUUCUUGAUUACGGUGAUUCUUCCGAGCCAGAAGACAAUACACAAAACGAAAAGACGCAUUUUUCUUUUAAAAAUGGAAGGAGAAGAGUAGGAGAGGUACAAAAUUCAUCUGAGCAGGUAAAUAAAAUAGACAGCGAAGGGAGGAAUCCCAUUUUUAAUGUUGUUUCGUGCUUAACAGGAGAAAAUGAAUUAGUGGAAAUGGAGCGGCUUCUUAGAGUUUGUAUUUUGCUACUAUAUGGCGCUGACCCACACAUCAAAAGCGAUGAUGGAGAUAGAUCUGCUAUUACCUUUUGUAUGGAAAAAUCUUACUGCGACCUGGAAGCGAUUAUGGCAUCAAUGUCAAAUACCUGUAAAAAUGAUAAACAAAAAUCGACAGAAUCUCUUAUGAUCAAUGCUAUAACAAAAGGGUUAAAGCGACUCUCAAAAACUCAUGCUACUGGUGACCAUAUAGAUAUAACUAUGAAGUUUUCAAACAAGAUUCAAAUAUCAGAGGAAAUGAAGAACGUUCUUUCAAAAGCUGUGCAUUACUUGGCAAAAACAAGGUUAAACAGUAGCUAGGAAAACUUAAAUUUGAAGCAUGAAUAAUACCUUGUUUCUAAUGUACUUUUGUCACAUUGACAAUUGAAAGGGCACUUUCAGACAAUUUCUUUUAACUUAAAAAUAUCCCGUCUUUUAUGUUUUAGGCGCCUGUGUUUAAAACUGAACUGUUCACAAUUUGUAUUCUUACAAGAUCAAUGAAAAUUAUAUUAUCUUCACCUUUUCCAUUCUUAUGUUUGUAUUAGGAUUGGAUUUUACUGAGUAAGAAAAUAACGAUAACUUGGAUUGGUUAAGAUCGUUUAUUAUCCAUUCGGAAACUUUCUAGUUUUACAGUAGGAUUUGGGAAACGUCCUUGUCAGGGUUAUACAUAGAAUGUAGAUUUUGAUUGGAUAAAAGAGACAAACCUUCAGAUCGCGGUGUAUUUAAAGUCCAGCAUUUCACUUGUAGAUCAGUUGGUUUGAAACCUUCUCAAAGGUUCGUACCAUGCAGCUCACUGUUUGAUAAUAGGGGUGGAUCUCUAUAGGUGUGAAAGGUGUGUUUUAUGUGCUUCUGUCUAUGCGAAAUUUAAGUAUGUUUUGACUUAUAUGUAUAUGUACAUUUUAUUUGUGCUAAAUGUGUUUCUAUGUUACUAGUUGGUAAAACUUUUUGAAGGUCAUGUUUUUGUUAAAUGUAUAUGGUCCGACUAUAAAAAAUAUUUAGUUACUUACUUACUACAUGAAUCUCGGUCUCUGUCUCUGUAUCAUUCAAAUUUCUUGGUAAUGCAUUGUCUCAUUCAAGUUGCCGUAUUGUUUCGUUCAUUUACACAUCUAUUUUAUUGUUAAUUUUCCAGUUCCUUAUUCCUAUUUUUGGUAAACCGGUUAGGUUAGGCAUUGUAGAUUUUUCUUGCAGGGGUGGGUCAUUUUUCUUCGAACUUAUCAUUGGGUAGGACGGGUUCUGGAUUUUUUUUUUACACCUGUUAGGUAGGCACUAUGUUUUUUUUAUUGAGGCCCAUUAGAAAGAUAGGUCGUUAGUGCAUCAGUUUUUGUUUAAAUAUAUAAAUGUAAAUAUUUUGUGCUGAUGUUAAAAUGUAUU